Messenger RNA from Parastagonospora nodorum SN15, 1704 nucleotides. RefSeq lists its product as hypothetical. NCBI's taxonomy places the organism in Eukaryota, Fungi, Ascomycota, Dothideomycetes, Pleosporales, Phaeosphaeriaceae. The transcript has 2 exons. The record is from RefSeq and is a predicted model, not a curated record. The coding region runs from base 1 to 1704 and encodes 567 amino acids.
AUGGACUUUGCGAAUUUACUAUCCAAUGCAAAGUUAGGCGACGACAACAAAAAUACGCCCGCAGCACUACCAGUACUGCCGGAAAAGCCAGCCAGUAUCAAGAAGAUCAAAACUUCUCAGGCCACUACACCGAACGCUACUACUACAUCGAAGGUUGCCUCUGUAUUCAAAACGGACAUGCCUUUGCCUACAGGUUCCUUCAAGUCGGUCACCGGAGCUACCAUCCAGGCAUACGAUAAACCGUCCGAGGCUGUUUCUUUUACUGCUCAGCCAUCCACGCCUGGAGAAGUCGCAUCGCCUAUUCGAGAGCCCGACGCUCCUUUGAGAGCCACUUCCCCUGGACAACCGAAGGAUGUGACCUCGAUCAUGUCCUCCCCUGUCUCUCGUUCAGAGACUCCCGCCAAAGCCGCAGUCACGAAGAGUGGCCCCAUCGCGAAGGAGACCAUUAUCACAGCAGAAUCUACAACGAACAGCAAGCAGAUCACUGCCGUGGAGGAUGAUACUACUGCGAAUGCCAGCAAGUCCGCGAAGGAGGUGUCUACACUCUCGAAAGACAUCACGCCCCUGAGAAGCGCUACAUCCGCGAGACAGGGCCCGACGCCAGGCAGAGAGGCUGCAGCAGCGAGUACAGCAAAACUGCAGAGUUCAAUGCACGAACCACUCAUGUCACUUGCACGCCUCAAAUCCGAUGCUGCGGCGACUAUCAAGGAGCGCCUCAUGGCAGUCGGCACUGACUACGACAAAUUUGUCGCUAUCAUUAGCAACACGAAGGGCAAGAAGGUCAAGGAAGCCGUCGAAGACGCUCUUCGAGAAGCCAUGAGAACCCUGGCAGCACAGCGAGAGGCCCUGGAGAAGGACCACAACAAGCUCAAGUCGUUUGGGGAGGGCUUUGACCUUGCCAAGAUCAAGCGCAUCGACGCACAGGUAAGCUCUACUGCAGCUGUCCCGGCACGAGCUGUCGCGCUGGGUGCUGCGCCCCUGGGGAACACUGCUUCGAAAGGCGCGUCAAAGGAUAAGCCGCUCAAUAUCGACGAGAAGAUCAAGAAGCCUUCUCCUCCGAAAAAGGCAGAGGUGCAGCGGGUGAGCCAGGCCACAGCUGCCACUCCGAAGCAGGAUGUUCUUCCUCCGCCUUCCCCGACCGACAAACCCGCUCGAAAACCCGCUCGAAAAUCUAGUGCGAUGGUACCACCGAAGCGAGUUGGAGCGAAAACUUCGAUUUCACGCCCGACGAAGCGCGUCCCAGUCAGUCUCGAACAAGCCACGAAGAAGACUGUGAUACUUGAUAUGGAAGAGGUUGUCGACGCGCAGGCUAUCGGCACGGUGGCUGAGGCGAAGCGAACGGUGAAGACAGGUAAAGGGGGCUUCGCCAAGGCAAGACCCAAGGGCCGCCUCUCGUCCGACUACGAUGGCCGUCUCAAGAUUCGCAAGAAUGCUCCGACUGUGGUGGGUGAGAAGCGCAAGCGAGGAGAUAUGACGGGGGUCCCAAACAAACGCCCAGCGAUUGAGGGUCGUAACUUCAAGCCUCUGAGGGUACGUUGUCCAAUGCGUGAAAUCUUCGCAAGGAUCUUGCUAACAUCUAGACAGACUCGCCGCGCACCGCCAAUGUUAGAGGGAAUGGACACCGACACUGAGCCUGCCCAUUCAUGUGCUAUACUUUCUCUGGCCGUCCAAGUCAUGCAGAGAUGUCACCUCAAAAGGACAUAA